Messenger RNA from Sipha flava (yellow sugarcane aphid), 471 nucleotides. RefSeq names its product piggyBac transposable element-derived protein 2-like. The transcript has a single exon. The record is from RefSeq and is a predicted model, not a curated record. The coding region runs from base 1 to 471 and encodes 156 amino acids. NCBI's taxonomy places the organism in Eukaryota, Metazoa, Arthropoda, Insecta, Hemiptera, Aphididae.
AUGGUAAAAUUCACUGGUCGAAAUUCUAACAAACAAUAUAUGCCGAAAACCCCGAUAAAGAGGGGAUUUAAAAUUUGGUGUUUAGUUGACAAACAAGGUUAUUUAUGGAACUUUGAAAUUUAUACGGGAAAAGUUGGUGAAAAAGCUGAAAAACAAUUAAGUGCUCGUGUAGUAAAACAACUAUCUCAACCUUUACAAAAAAGAAAUCAUUGUUUAUUCUUUGACAACUAUUUUACCAGCUACCCUCUAAUGACAUAUCUAAAAUCAAAAAAUAUAAAUGCAUGUGGAACAGUCAAUCCUACAAGAAAAUUUUUACCAGCAUUGAAAAACGAUAAACAUUUAACAUUAGGAGAAUAUGAUUGGUCUAUAGAUGAAAAAUCUACAUCAAUUGUUAAGUGGCGUGACAAAAGAAUAAUGAGUUUGUUGUCAAUUUUUCCCAACGGAAACUACGCAAGUUCAAAGACGAUGUAA